CCUUGGAUUCGUGCAGAAAGCCAUUCGUGACUGUGUUUUCUGCCUCCGAGAAAUUUUAGAUUAAAAAAGAUGCUUUCAGAAUGCAGCUCGUUUUUGAAGGGUGUGAUGCUAGGAAUUACCGUGUUUGCCUUGAUCACAGUGCUUGGACACAUUAGGCUAGGUCGCAGAAACGGAAUGCACCACCAUGAGCAUCAUCACCUGCAAGCUCCUAACAAAGAAGAAAUCUUUAAAAUGCCAGACGCCCAACGCGUGGAACUCAGUAACAGCUUCCGGGUAUACUGUCUGGUUCUUGUCACCCCCAAAGAUGUGAGUCUGUGGGCCGCAGUGAAGGAGACUUGGAUCAAACACUGUGAUGCAGCAGAGUUCUUCAGUUCUGAACGUGUUAAAGUCUUUGAGUCUGUUGCUGUGAAUGAGAGCGACACCUGGUUGAUGAUGAAAAUAGCUUACUUAUAUGCCUUUAAUAAAUACAAGGACCGAUAUAAUUGGUUCUUUCUCGCAUAUCCCACUACAUUUGCUGUAAUCGAAAACUUAAAGUAUUUUUUGUUAGGAAAAGAUCCAUCACAACCUUUCUAUCUAGGUCAAACGGAAAUUCACGGAGGCCUUGAAUAUGUGCGUCUUGAGGGAGGAGUUGUUUUAAGUAUAGAGUCGAUAAAAAGACUCAACCGCCUUCUCAUUGUCAGUCAAAUGUGUCCGGAAGAGGAAAGACAGAUUUGGAAGGCGACAGAAGAAAUGCUGCUAGCUCUCUGUCUGAGAAAUGCAGGGGUGUUUGCAGAAAAUGCUGAAGAUGAUGACGGAAAGAAUUUAUUUAACACUAAAACUAUUGGGAUGUUUAUUAAGGAAGCAAUUACUGAUUACCCAAACGAUAUAGUGGAUGGAUGCUGUUCUGACAUGGCUGUUACUUUCAGUAGACUGACUCCUGAUCAGAUGCAUGUGAUGAUGUAUGGGGUGUACCGUCUUAGGGCAUUUGGACGUAUUUUCAGUGAUGCUUUGGUUUUUUUCCCCCCAAAUGGUUCUGACAACGACUGAAAAUAUUUUGAGUCAGUAUUUGAUAACCAUAGAAGACAUGUUAGCGGCAGUAAUAAUAUAACCAACAGAGUAGCAUGCCUCUUUUCUGGUCUAGUCAUAUUGUGUCACCACACAUUGAAGUUCAGUUUAUAUCCUUAAAUGAUAUGUUAUUUUCCCUUAAAGCACUUAGCAUAUUUUUUACAUGUUAUAGAUAAAUGCUUUAAUAAUUACAACAAUGCAAAUAAAGAAUGCAUUUAUAAAUAUAUUU
Messenger RNA from Onychomys torridus (southern grasshopper mouse), 1273 nucleotides. RefSeq names its product C1GALT1-specific chaperone 1-like. The transcript has a single exon. Lineage: Eukaryota; Metazoa; Chordata; Mammalia; Rodentia; Cricetidae. Bases 70 to 1026 code for a protein of 318 amino acids. The record is from RefSeq and is a predicted model, not a curated record. Gene Ontology annotation, molecular function: N-acetylgalactosaminide beta-1,3-galactosyltransferase activity.